AUGGGAAUCGCACAAGCAAAGCGUACUAUUUCUGGGAGCUCAAUAUGGUCCGCCACCUUCGAGGACGUGCAAGUAAAUGGUGGUCGCGAAAAUGCCGAAAAUGCCGGCAUCCCCAGUUUUUCCUUGCUUCAACAUCUCGGCCCAUUGCAUGCAGUACCAUUCUUGCCAGCACCACCAACGGCAACAUGGGCCGAGGUUAGGUCGUCUUUGCCGGAGCCUGGAGAUGCUGUUCCAUUAGCAUUGUGGAGGGAUGUCCAAGGUCCGCAGCCAAAUGGGCGAGGCCAGUCGGCGCAGGCAUUCGCGCAAGAGACAAACGAUCCUCCGCAGACAAUCUCGUCCAGAGGCAUGAUACACUUCAAGGGUCGAGCAGCUUCAACUAGAUUCUACGGAUUCAGUUAUCACUUGAAUCUCUACCAGCAGGUGAAAGCCCAGUAUCCUCUCAUCAACCGGCUGUGCGACGACAUCUUCUUCAAAGCCAGUAGAAAGCCGGCGAGUGGCCACAGUAAUCAGACCCAGGUUGAUACACAAAGCCUGGUGAACCUGGUUCCUCGAAAGGAAGUGGUGGACGCCUUGGUGCAAACCUACCUUGACCAUGUCGAGGUCACUCACCGUGUUCUUUACAUUCCAUCUCUUUACCGUCAGUACAACCGCCACUGGGAGACUGCUGAGGAAACUUCAGAAAACUUUCUAGUUCAGUUGUGUCUCAUCAUGGCCAUCGCAUCAGCCACGCGACAUGAGGCUGCCACGCUGGUCGCGAGUCCAGAACCCAUCGAAAUGGCAAAAAAAUGGAUUCAAGCCGCGGAAUCCUGGCUAAACUCCCAACAUCCAACCUCUGUGGAGAGCUUGCCCUCGUUACAAGUUCAAUGUCUGUUGCUGGUUGCGAAAAGGGCAAACUAUAUCCACGAGACUACGCUUUGGGCAUCGACGGGGGCAUCGGUACGGUGGGCAAUGGCGGCAGGGUAUCACCGGGAAGUUGGGUCAGAGGCUCCAAUCUCUCCAUUUUAUCGCGAGAUGCGGCGAAGGCUGUGGGCGACAAUAACUGAGCUUGACUUGCUGGCUGCAAUGGAGCGCGGAAUGCCCCCUAGCAUUAGACAGGAUGAGUUUAAUACGCAGGCGCCAGUAAACGAAGAUGCAUUAAACAUUAUUUCGUCCAUUCCGGAACUCGUCGGGCCAUUUACAUCGCCCGUGGAACAUGCCUGGCGAAUCGUGGAGAAGCGAGUCACGUUAACACUAGAAGGUGUAAGCGAUUACUACGUUUUGUCCAUGAUAAUUGGGCUAGUCAAGUCGCUGUAUAUUCCAACAUCUUCGGCUACUUGGGCUAAAGACGUUAGCGAGAAAGUGAUCUUCAACUACUCCGAUGUGAGUCCCAACAUGGCCUAUUUGCGUAGCUCCGAGACAAGUGGUGGGAUAUUAACAGCUCAUAGCACCUAUGCCAGUGAGGCAAACUCUGGUGCGGCUCGUGACCACGACGCGGAUUUUUUUCACACUCUUACACCCGACGAUAUGGACUUUCUUCUAAAUGAUAUUAAUUUUGGUUCCUUCUUGGAGGAUCCUGACACCGAGGCGUCCCAUCUUCCAUUGUUUUCAUGGAACGCGUGA
Molecule: messenger RNA, 1599 nt
Organism: Metarhizium acridum CQMa 102
Lineage: Eukaryota; Fungi; Ascomycota; Sordariomycetes; Hypocreales; Clavicipitaceae
Source: RefSeq, a predicted model, not a curated record